This is a messenger RNA of Hypoxylon fragiforme, 2456 nucleotides long. Its product is annotated as L-Aspartase-like protein. The coding region runs from base 310 to 1836 and encodes 508 amino acids. Lineage: Eukaryota; Fungi; Ascomycota; Sordariomycetes; Xylariales; Hypoxylaceae. Gene Ontology annotation, molecular function: N6-(1,2-dicarboxyethyl)AMP AMP-lyase (fumarate-forming) activity; (S)-2-(5-amino-1-(5-phospho-D-ribosyl)imidazole-4-carboxamido) succinate lyase (fumarate-forming) activity. The transcript is spliced from 19 exons. Gene Ontology annotation, biological process: 'de novo' AMP biosynthetic process. Gene Ontology annotation, cellular component: cytosol. The record is from RefSeq and is a predicted model, not a curated record.
AUCUUGUGCAAACAGCCCUACUGCAACAUGCAAAAGCAAAUAAUAACGUUAGGUAACUUAGGUUUAGCAACCUUGUACUACUAGUACACACAUGCGCAGUAAGGAACCUUUCCGAUCUACACUAAAGACCGCAGUUACUCAUCGUCAAAAAUUUCUCAACUUUUUUAUAAUUGCCUUACAUUUUUUAAGGAGCAAUUGGCAACGUUGAUUUAAAACAAUUGAUCUUAGAAUCAUCUCAAGAUAUCUUCACCAACAUAGUAUCUUCCAAUUUUUAUAUUGAGCGGGUCAGAUCGCUCAUCCUAUAUCAACAUGGCAGGCGACAAGCAUCCUCUGGAGCAGCAACAGGAGCUCCAGAGUGUAAAGGCGCAGAAGACCAGACCUUCGUCUUUCGAUACUUACCAGACAUCUUUAAGUGUCCGCUACUGUAGCCCUGAGAUGAUGGGUCUUUUCAGUCAACGUUCGAGGCAUUCCAUUUGGCGCCGACUGUGGUUGGGUCUCGCAGAGAGUGAAAAGGAGCUCGGCAUUACUACUAUCACUCCUGAGGCUCUAGAUGAAAUGAAAGCUCACCUCAUAGUCACUGACGACGAUUUUGAGACAGCUCGUAUUGAAGAGAAGAAGCGUAGACAUGAUGUCAUGGCCCAUGUUCACGCAUAUGGCCUUGUUGCCCCAUCCGCCGCUGGCAUUAUUCACUUAGGCGCCACUUCAUGCUUGUUCACCGAUAAUGCCGAAUUGAUCAUCAUGCGAGAUGCUUUGGAUCUCCUACUAAAGAAGCUAGCCAAGGUCAUUUCAAACCUAUCAGCUUUUGCUCUCCAAUGGAAGGGCGAACCAACACUCGCGUACACUCAUUUGCAAGCGGCCCAGCCACACAGUGUUGGAAAAAGGGCGGCGCAAUGGGUUCAAGACCUUAUGCUCGACCUUGAGAGUAUUGAGGAAGUACGAAAUAAGCUGAAGUUCCGGGGCGCACAAGGAACAACUGGAACCCAGGCGUCAUUCUUGGAGAUCUUUCGAGGCGACUCUUCCAAGUGCGACAAGCUCAACGAGCUGCUCUGUAAAAAGUUUGAUUUCCCAGGUUGCUAUGACAUUUCUACGCAGACAUAUACUCGUAAAGUAGAUUUGAUCAUCGCCAAUGCCGUGUCCGGUCUGGGUGCCACCGCGCAGAAGAUCUGUGGUGAUAUUCGGCACCUGGCAUCGUGGAAGGAAAUCGAGGAGCCAUUUGAGAAGUCUCAGAUUGGAUCUUCGGCUAUGGCCUUCAAGAGAAAUCCCAUGCGUGCGGAAAGAUGCUCGGCGUUGGCUCGCGCGCUAAUGGCAAAACCGGCAAGUUUCGCUAACACGUUAUCGGACCAAUGGAUGGAACGAACCCUUGAUGACUCUGCCAUUCGCAGAAUGGAUAUUCCGGAAAUGUUCCUAUUGGCUGAAGCCAUUCUCAUUGGACUGGACAACAUUUCAGACGGACUGGUAGUAUACCCAAAGAGAAUCCAGAAUCGUCUGAAUGAAGAGCUGCCCUUCAUGAUCACGGAAACGAUCAUUAUGCGUCUUGUAGCUUUAGGGGCUUCCCGACAAGAGGCACACGAAGAAAUUCGAGUCUUAUCGCAUCAAGCAGCAAGCGUCGUCAAAAAUGAGGGCAAGGCAAAUGACCUGAUUGAGCGAAUCCGACAAACAGAGUACUUCAAGCCUAUCUGGGGCGAACUGGAUUCUAUGUUCCAGGCUGAUCUUUACAUUGGCCGUAGCGUAGAGAUUGUGGAGAAGUAUUGUGGUGCCGGCGGUCCUGUAGAGAAGGCGUUGUUGCCAUACAGGAAGUAUAUUUCGGAAUCUGCUACUGCCGAACUCGAUGUCUAGAUGGGCCAAUCUCACGGUCAUAUGCGGAUAUUGUGGGUGACGAAAAGAAAAAAGGAUGAAAAGUUCAAUGCUCUCUUAAGAAUCGGGUUCGAUGUCAUUGCGUAUUUCUUUCGGUGAUCUGGGCGCUGUGCGGGAAGAGGAACAUGUCUCUCCUUGAUCAGUUCUCGUUCCAUGACAUCCGUGGAUUACCUACAGCCCCAGGCGCUGCCGCCGUGUAUAAUAAAAAGGCUCCCUAUUAAGCUGUUCAUUCCGAACAGUGCAAUAAAAUGAUUACUGAGUAUCUAUUUGGAAGAUUAAAGAUGUGAAAGGAAUGAAAUAGAUCUGGGACAAGGCUGGCUUAGCGGUGAAGGACUCGAUAGUCCGCACGAGGUUGCGUAAGCUAAAUAGCUUCUCGAAGCAGUCGAAGUUCAUGGCCCCUGAAAUAUUUCGGUAGAUGUCCACUGUUUGCUCCUCAAGUGGACCAAUUGGUAAUACUUUGUACAAUACCGGUAGACAGAGAAUAGUGAGCCUGCUGUGCCACAUGGAUGCAUGACGUAUAUGCCUACUAGGUGGGUAGGUAGGGUAGCAUUUUUCCAGACGAAGGCUAGAAUACCUAGGUAGACAGAAUGACGAUGAUGCGG